Molecule: messenger RNA, 1580 nt
Organism: Salvia hispanica
Lineage: Eukaryota; Viridiplantae; Streptophyta; Magnoliopsida; Lamiales; Lamiaceae
Product: cytochrome P450 72A225-like
Molecular function (GO): iron ion binding; oxidoreductase activity, acting on paired donors, with incorporation or reduction of molecular oxygen; monooxygenase activity
Source: RefSeq, a predicted model, not a curated record
AUGGAUGCUUUCAUCUUGUCAGCCACUAUUUCUAUUGCUGCUGUAGCUCUGAUAUAUCUAUGGAAAUUUUUGGAUUGGGUGUGGUUUACCCCCAAAAAACUCGAAAAAAUCCUACGUCAGCAGGGCUUCAAGGGAAAUUCUUACAAGCUUUAUUAUGGAGAUUUCAAAGAGAUAGGAAGGAUCACUGGAGAAGCCUUGUCCAAACCCAUGGAGUUCACCAAUGAUAUUCAGCCUAGAGCUACUUCCAUUUACCAUCACGCUACCAAAAAAUAUGGUGAAAAUAACUUCAUUUGGUUCGGUCCGAGGCCUUCGAUAAGCAUCACGGAUCCCGAGAUCAUAAGAGAGAUUUUUUCGAAAAACAAUGUUUACUUGAAGCCUUCCGGUAAUCCAGUUGCGAAAAUGUUCAAAGGACUCGCAACGUACGAGAAAGAAAAAUGGGCCAAACAUAGAAAGUUGAUCAAUCCCGCCUUCCACGUUGAGAAAUUAAAGCAUAUGGUUCCGGCUUUCCACGUCAGCACGGUUGACAUGCUGAAGAAAUGGGAUGCGAUCGUGCCAGAUGGCGGAUCAUGUGAAGUCGACGUGUGGCCUCAUCUUCAGACCAUGACGAGCGACGUGAUUUCAAGAACUGCGUUCGGGAGUAGCUACGAGGAAGGGACGGAGAUCUUUCAGCUCCAGAGGAAGCAAGUGGAGCUCAUCAUCGAAGCGGGCCGCCACAUGCCCGUCCCGGGAUGGUUGCCCACCAAGAACAACCGAAAGAUGAAGGAGGUUGUGGCGGAGGUCGAGUCACGGGUGCUCAGGAUCAUCAACAAGAGGAUGAAGGCGAUGGAGGCCGGUGAACCGAGCUCGGGUGACUUGUUGGGUAUAUUAUUGGAAUCCAAUGCAAAGGAGAUAAGAGAACAUGGAAAUGCAUCCGGAAUGACGAUGGAGGAUGUGAUGGAGGAAUGCAAGGUUUUCUACUUUGCCGGUCAGGAGACUUCUGCGUCUAUGCUGGUAUGGACAAUGAUCCUUCUGAGCAAGCACGAGGAUUGGCAAGCCCGCGCCAGGGAUGAGGUUUUGCAAGUUUUCGGGAAACGGAAACCGGAAUAUCAAGAGCUAAACCACCUCAAAGUUAUGAACAUGAUCCUGAACGAGUGUCUGAGGGUGUAUUCACCGCCCACAACGCUCACUAGGUUUACGCACAGCGAGGCUAACUUUGGAAAGUAUCGUAUACCAGCCGGAGUGCAGCUAGUGCUUCCCGUGCUAGCAGUGCACCAUGACAAGAAGCUGUGGGGGGACGACGCCACCAGCUUCAAACCUGAGAGGUUCGCUGAAGGCGUGUCCAAGGCCACACAGGGUCAGCCUAAGUUCAUACCCUUCGGGUCGGGGCCUAGGGUUUGUAUCGGGCAGAACUUCGCGAUGUUGGAAGUGAAGAUGGCGAUGGUGUUGAUUCUGCAGAAUUAUUCGUUCAAGCUUUCGCCGUCGUAUUCGCAUGCUCCUCAUGCGCUCAUCACUCUCCAGCCUCAAUUUGGAGCACAUUUGAUUCUUACCAAACUUUAAUUGAUUUUUUUAUACUUUUUUUAUUUUGUUUUGUGUGUUUUCUU